AUGGAUACAAGAAAAAGUUGGUGGUGUUCAAGGAGCCGUUUUAAACGUGGUGGUCGUGUUGUAGCUGUUGCUUUACCAAACGGUAAAAUGGCUGUACCAAUUGUUGAUUGUGUUCUUGGUGGUAUUGAAUUAGUUGGUUCAAUUGUUGGUACACGUAAAGAUUUACAAGAAUGUUUAGAUAUAGCUAAACUUCAUAAAAUUGAAUGUAAAGUACAAAAACGAAAAUUAGAAGAGAUCAAUGAUAUUUUCGAAGAUAUGCUCAAUUAUAGAAUUAGUGGUAGAAUAGUUCUUGAUUUUACUACUCAAUAA
Messenger RNA from Rotaria sp. Silwood2, 309 nucleotides. NCBI's taxonomy places the organism in Eukaryota, Metazoa, Rotifera, Eurotatoria, Philodinida, Philodinidae. The record is from the annotation of a GenBank genome assembly.